Engraulis encrasicolus (European anchovy) is the source of this 1902-nucleotide messenger RNA. RefSeq names its product RNA binding fox-1 homolog 3a (gene rbfox3a). Gene Ontology annotation, biological process: regulation of alternative mRNA splicing, via spliceosome; nervous system development. The transcript has 15 exons. The record is from RefSeq and is a predicted model, not a curated record. Bases 475 to 1494 code for a protein of 339 amino acids. Gene Ontology annotation, molecular function: mRNA binding. NCBI's taxonomy places the organism in Eukaryota, Metazoa, Chordata, Actinopteri, Clupeiformes, Engraulidae. Gene Ontology annotation, cellular component: nucleus; cytoplasm.
AGAUAAUUGCAUAAAGGCAAAGUCUGCGAAGGUCAGCCAAGAAACAAGCAGCUGCUGCCAGAGACGAGGACCACAGGACUACAAUUACCUCAACGUGUGUGUGGCGCCGGAGCAAAGUGAAUGACAGAUUGGAGUCGUGUGCGAUGGUGAAGAUUGAGUUUGGCUUCCAGCAACGCUGAAAAAGGGGGCCUGUGCCUGAGAGCCACAGCGCAGAGCAGCGCAGAGCAGAGCAGCACAGCGCAGCCAGCCGUUUCACAGGGGGAAGAGAAGAGAAGAGAGCUCCAAGCCGAGUGGCGUGUGGCGUGCAGCGACAGGUUUCUAUCUAAGCGAGCGAGGGACCUCCGCCACUACACACUUCUCAGCCCCUGCUCAGCCCUCUGGCUAAGCAGCAGCAUCUUCGUCGUCAUCAUCAGCAGCAGCAGACUGUCAACCCGGCAGCAGUGAAUUCCUCUACUUCAGCACAGCCAGCUGUACAUGGAGAUCCCCCGCUGGGCAGAAAACUCUUUGUGUAAGUCGGGAAGCAUCACCGUGUUUGGGAACGUGGUGUGCAGCGGGCUCCUGAGCGACCCCCUCUGGCAUUUGGGAGUGCCCCUUUUCACGAGACUGGGUAACCAAGAGGCCGGCAACCCCCCAGAAGCGAUGGCCCAGCCCUACACCCCGGCGCAGUACCCUCCGCCCCCCCCACAGAACGGCAUGCCGGCGGAGUUUGCGGCGGCGCACCCGCUCCCGGCGCAGGACUUCACAGGCCAGAGCCGGGUGCCGGAGCACGCGCUCACCCUCUACACGCCCACACAGACGCACAGCGAGCCCGCCGGCAGCGACAGCAGUCCGCAAUCCGUCAUCAGCGCCAACCCCAACAACGCCAACACAGACGACGUGACGCAAACAGAGGGCUCUCAGCAGCUCCAGCUGCAGCACUCAGACUCCUCGGAAAAGCAGCAGCCCAAGCGACUCCACGUCUCCAACAUCCCCUUCCGCUUCCGGGACCCCGACCUCAGGCAGAUGUUCGGGCAAUUUGGCAAGAUCUUAGAUGUGGAGAUCAUCUUUAACGAGCGAGGAUCUAAGGUGAACAAUGCAACAGCGCGGGUGAUGACCAACAAAAAAGUGACAAACCCCUACACAAACGGCUGGAAGCUGAAUCCAGUAGUGGGGGCCGUCUAUGGUCCUGAACUCUACGCCGUAACUGGUUUCCCGUACCCAGCCACCGGGGCCACAGUGGCCUAUAGGGGGGCCCAUCUGAGAGGGAGGGGCCGGGCCGUCUACAACACCUUCCGCACGGCACCGCCACCCCCUCCCAUCCCCGCAUACGGAGCAGUGGUUUACCAGGAUGGCUUCUACGGAGCAGAGAUCUAUGGGGGCUAUGCUGCAUACAGAUAUGCCCAGCCCACCACUGCUGCAGCCUACAGUGACAGCUAUGGCAGAGUCUAUGCAACGCCAGACCCUUACCAUCACACGAUCGGCCCGGCCACCACCUACAGCGUGGGGACCAUGUAAAUAACAUGAAAGAACGCUGUGCUCACUAAAGAUGGACAUCACACUCAAAAAAGAAAAAAACACAACGAAAAGAACGGCGGCGAAGAAUGGAAUGGGAAAGGAGAACUAGCUUUAAAUGACAACAAGAGGAGAGGAUGAAGAAGAAAAGAAAAGAAGAAGAUGAAGAUGACUGAAGAAGAUGAUGAGAAGAGAGUGAGGAAGAGGAGGGGAAGCGUAAAGGGGGAGAGAGAGAGAGAAAGAGAGAGAGAGAGAGAGAGACGGAAUAGCAGGCACAAAAAAAUAUCAAAAAAGAACCCUUAAUCAGUCAGCAGUCUAACAAGAAAGAAGAUACUAGUUUCCAACCGGGGACCACCUACACUAAGGGAGAGAGAGGGAGAAGAAGAGGAAGUAAGGGGAGGAGAGCGAAGG